GCCUUCCCGCCGGCAGCAGCCAUGGACGUCGUCGACUCCAUGGUGGACCCCCUCCACGAGUUCGCCAAGGACAGCGUCCGCCUCGUCAAGCGCUGCCACAAGCCCGACCGCAAGGAGUUCACCAAGGUGGCGGCGCGGAUGGCGAUUGGGUUUGUCGUCAUGGGGUUCGUCGGCUUCUUCGUCAAGCUCAUCUUCAUCCCCAUCAACAACAUCAUCGUCGGCUCCGGCUAGGUUUGA
Triticum urartu is the source of this 237-nucleotide messenger RNA. Its product is annotated as protein transport protein Sec61 subunit gamma-like. Gene Ontology annotation, cellular component: membrane. Gene Ontology annotation, molecular function: transmembrane protein transporter activity. The record is from RefSeq and is a predicted model, not a curated record. Gene Ontology annotation, biological process: protein targeting; intracellular protein transport. NCBI's taxonomy places the organism in Eukaryota, Viridiplantae, Streptophyta, Magnoliopsida, Poales, Poaceae.